Messenger RNA from Ceutorhynchus assimilis (cabbage seed weevil), 3394 nucleotides. NCBI's taxonomy places the organism in Eukaryota, Metazoa, Arthropoda, Insecta, Coleoptera, Curculionidae. The record is from the annotation of a GenBank genome assembly.
GUCGUGCUAGCUCUAGCUUUUCGUGAAGUUGUUAUUCUGUCGUCCCCGAGAACGGUGAUACAUCUGCUCUUCAAAACGAUUCAGCAACAAAAUUAUUUGUAAAAACCAAAGUAUAGGCGGUACGCGUCACUUGUCACUUGUCACUUGUUCAUUGUUUCUAGCACUAAGCAACCAACUCAACAAACUUCCAUUUUGAAAACUUGAAGAAAAAUGGUAGAUGAAAAAUAAAAAUUCUCAGUCUCAUUUUGGCAAUAGGUGAAUAGGUGAUUGAUCUCUCCAGUUUCACAAAAUGGAUCAGCACAAUCGUCCCGCAGGUAAUCCGAAUCGACAAAAUGUCCAAUGGCACAUGCACCACGCAUACUGUAACUAUCCUGGGGCCCUUUAUCCAACUUAUCACAUGGCCGCGACUGUGAAUUGCAGAGCCCCGUUGCCCCGUUUGCCUUUGGUGCCCUACUACGCCCCACCGUUUGUUGGAAGGCCUGUUACGCAGCAUUACUCAGGCCCUCGGUUCAACAUGAGCCCAUACAAUUUCACAUUUGGCAGUAUGACAGGUUCAAGCGCUUGCGUGCAAUACAAGCCCGCCACCUCCAGCCCCACCAAUUUGGUUUCCGGAAUUCCUGUCACCGCCGACCCGGCCCCACCAGAAAGAUACAACGGUGGCCAAGUCACACAGUUCAGCAAGGAGCAGUUGGUCGGGGAACUCAACUCUGAGGAUUUUGUCAAGUUUUUGGAGCGCUGCUGCAUCACCGCCGAGCAAAUCGCUUACAAGAAUCGCUGCAGACCGUAUUUUCGCAACAUCCAGAGCUUGUGCAACCGAACCAGAUUGGAAAUCCUCACACCGGGCACCACCAUCGCCAGCAUCCACUCGCAGGGCCCAUCGUAUGCCACCAAGGACUUUAUCUACGCCUUUUUGCGUUUGAUCAACUGCUGGCACGUAAUGCAAGGCUACUGGGACAUUAUAGAUGUUUUCUCAGGUAGCGGCAUGGAAAAUAUCAAAAACGAACUAUCUCCGGAGUUCAGAUCUUGCUAUCUCACCUGGGAGAAGCAGACCAAGGAAAUGGCCGCUCACUUGUCCAACAUCUUUAACAAUUUGGACAAAAUAAAUUUAAACGCUCAUAGCUCAGGGGCUACCCUUGAUAAUAGUAUGCCGUCUCAGGUGGACCUAACCAAAAACUCUUCCGAAGGAACCCUUACUAACCACCCAUCCUUUGCCGACUCUUCCCCUCUGACCAACUUGUCAAAAACCGCCGACGAUGGCGUAAUGCAAUUGCCGGUAACUUCGACUACAGAAAAUGCAGAGCAAGAAAUUCAAACCGUCCCAGACUACGAAAAUUUCCCCAAUGAGUUGGCCUUCUAUCCGAGAAAGGGCUCGAAAGCGACUCUUGGCACUUUUGACAUCAAGUUUAUGGAAACCGCACGAAACGUUCAAAAAGGUACAGAAAUUUGGGACAAUAUACAAUUGUCCGAUGUCACGGAAAACCAAGCUGAAAUGGCUCAAAAGGAGUUGAAUGAAUGGCCGAUCAACAGUGAGUUGGAGAAACCCAAAAGUGGAAGUACCCGCCUGCAAGAACCGAAAGCGACCCCUGGCACUUUUGACAUAGAAUUUCUGGCAGCCGCACGAAACGUUCAAAAAGGUAAACAACGUCGCAAAUCUCCUUUGCCUACCGAAUAUGACAGCGAACAAAGUCGUGAAAUGGGAAACUCCAAUUCUUAUGAGCUUCCAGGGGGCGGCAUUACAGAUGCUGGACAGUACAUUUUGAUGUGUUUGAUAAAGAGCCUAAAGAUGCACGCCUUGGGAGAGAACCUAGAGGUCUUGGAUGAAAUGCUGGAAAAAAUUGUCUACGGGGAAUAUGUGCACAUCAAUGAAGUUGUCAGAGAGCUCAAAUAUUUUACUGAGAUGUGGGAUAAGGUUGAUCCGCGAAAGACCGGAUGGUAUGCGCAAAAAGUAAAAUUAUUGCUGGAAAAAUACUUCCAUGGUUACAAUUUCGAUCACAUUGAUGGUGACCUAAAGCAGCAGGUUGACCUAACCAAAAGCUCUUCCGCAGGAGCCCUUCUUAACCACCCACCCUUUGUCGACUCUUUCCCUCUGACCAACUUGUCGAAAACCGCCGCCGAUGGCGUAAUCCAAUUGCCGGUAACUUCGGCUACAGGAAACGAGGACCAAGAAAUUCAAACCGUUCCAGAUUACGAAUAUUUCCCCAAUAAGUUGGCCUUCUAUCCGAGAAAGGGCUCGGAAGCGACCCCUGGCUUUUUUGACAUCAAGUUUUUGGAAACCGCACGAAACGUUCAAAAAGGUAAACAAAUUUGGGCCAAUAUACAAUUACUCGAUCUCAAGAAAAAGCAAGCUGAAAUAGCUAAUAAGGGGUUUAAUGAAUGGCCGAUCAAGAGCGAGUUUGAGAAACCCGAAAGUCCAAGUACCCGCCUGCAAGAACCGAAGGCGACCCCUGACAUCGAGUUUUUGGCAAUCGCACAGAACAUUCAAAAAUGUAAAAAGAUUUGGGCCAAUAUACAAUUGUCCGAUUUCAAGAAGCAGGAAGCUGGAAUAGCAAAUAAAGAGUUGGAUGAACGGCCGAUCAACAGCAACUUCGGCAAAUUGCAAGAACCGAACAGUGUCUUCGCUUCUUCGCCUGAAUUGAAUGGUCCGCGAAGUGGUUCUGUGACUCUGUUGCAACGUCGCAAAUCUCCUUUGCCUACCGGAAAUGACGGCAAACAACGUCGCGGGAUGGGAAACUCCAACUCUUAUGAGCUUCCAGGGGGCGGCAUCACAGAAGCUGGACAGUACACUUUAGAGUGUUUGAUAAAGAGCCUAAAGAUACACGCCUUGGGAGAGAACCUAGAGGACUUGGAUAAAAUCCUAAUAAAAAUCUUCAACAAGGAAUAUGUGCUCAUCAAUGAAGUUGUCAGAGAGCUCAAAUAUUUUACUGAGAUGUGGGAUAAGGUUGAUCGGCGAAAGUCCGGAUGGUAUGCGCAAAAAGUAAAAUUAUUGCUGGAAAAAUACUUUCAUGGUUACAAUUUUGAUCACAUUGAUGGUGACCUAAAGCAGCAGGUGGGUCCUCUGAAGCUCGAUAUUUUUAGUGAUUGCCAUCAAUUUAUUUAGUUUUACUGUUACUUUAUUCUAAAAAUUAGAUCAAAAACAAUGUCAAAAAUAUACCUUAAUAACUUGAUCCUUAAAUAUUAUUUUGAUAAGUUUUUCUUCAGUUUCUCGAGUUAGUAGAUUUUUUUUUUGUAACGUGUUUAAUAAUUGUAUGUUAUAUUAAUAGUUGCAUUAUUGUUGGUCAAUUUUAAAUUGUUUGCGAUUAAUAAUUCCUGUUUUAUAACAACAGUAGUUGCGUUAGCUUUAGUGACUAUUUAUUCAUUUGUAAUUUGUCGAUAAAAUUCGUUGCUUGAUGCAUCA